Molecule: messenger RNA, 1737 nt
Organism: Talaromyces atroroseus
Lineage: Eukaryota; Fungi; Ascomycota; Eurotiomycetes; Eurotiales; Trichocomaceae
Exons: 4
Coding region: 1-1737 (578 amino acids)
Biological process (GO): regulation of barbed-end actin filament capping
Cellular component (GO): cytoplasm; nucleus
Molecular function (GO): protein binding
Source: RefSeq, a predicted model, not a curated record
AUGGCUGGAUUAAUCGCAGUCGCCGGUGGCAUUGCCUCUGUCUCCCAAGUUCUCGUCUACUUAGCUCAGACAACGAAACACGUUGUCGAAUUUUACGGUGACUUCACAGAAGCCCCAAUAGUCUUGCAUCGAAUAAAGGAAAAACUACAUCUCCUCCAGCAGAUGAUAGCGCAAGUACAGUCUUAUGUUAUUGAGCAUCAUGACAGCGAUAUCCUGCCUUCCGAGACAAAGGAACUGCUAUUAGGAUCUGUUCGUCGAGUCCAGGAUUCGCUGGAUAAGGCCAAGCUAAAAUGCCACAAAGUGACAGAUAAGAACAUUAAGAAAACUAUGAAACGAGUCGUCUGGGUUUUGAGAGAUGAGCCUGCGCUGAGUAAGCUACUGCAAGACUUGAACGAUUCCGACCACAUUUUGCACUUGGUCAUGCAAGUGUUGAUCAUGAAAACAACCACGCUAGCCCUACAGUACCAGUCUACUGCCAUUAAAGAAGCUCGUGGAAAUAGGGCUACAGCGGGCAGCCAGCCACUAGUAUCUCUGCCAAAAUGGACAAACAGACCUAAUAAUUCAUGGCCAUGGUGGUGGUGGUGGCUCCGGCAAUAUGGAUUCUAUGGCACUCUCAAGAUCCGGCAAUCACACUCCCAGCAUCUACUAGAUACGCACAUCUUACUCGGCUACAAAUUCCCAGCAUGGCUUUGGUCCAAAAGUAUCGAUAUUGAGCUAAAAUUUCAGUUACCGAGAUGCAUCAGGAUGCAAAACCGAGUACCAGUGGAUUCGCCGUUUAUCGUCGCUUGCCGUAAUGGCGAUGUCCAAAGAAUCCGGCAAAGCCUUGCAGAUAAGCCAGGCUCAGUGGGAGAUCGAUUAAGCUGUACAGGUGAAACGCCACUUAUGCUGACGAUAGAAUGCGGAAAUAUGGAUGCUAUGAAGGUCUUGCUGGAUGCAGGGGCUGAUCCAAACGUUGGGGAUGACGACGGAAUCACCCCGGUCUUUCGUGCACUUGGUAUGAAUCCGAGACGAAACAAGAUAUUCCCACAAUUACCGCCUAGAAAUCCCAUGUGGGUGGAUAUCAUUCGCUUGCUGGUUGAAUACGAUGCGUCAGUUCACGAAGUCGUCAAUGGAAAUUCGUUGACCACUUUGAACCUGAUAUGGCACAAAAACAAAAGCCGAACUCUGGAAUUCUUCCACUUUCUUCAUGACCAAUACUACGUCGACUUUGGCGCUGACAAAAUCGACGGAUUCUCAGCUUUCACCAGCGCGUUUAGAUCUGUCGGAUCGAGUUUAGAAUGCAUACAAUUUUUAUAUGAGAAAGUUGGGUUAGACUUUUCCAGAAUUUCUGCAGAUGGUCGUUCCCUUUUACAUCUUGGCGCUGAGUAUGCACAUGAACCAGAAACAAUCGAAUAUCUCUGCAGGGCUUGUCCGUCGGAUUACAUUAACCGCCAGGAUGACUUGGGUUGGACGCCACUUCACUACGCGAUAUUCUUCGAGGGUUUGCACAAGCCGGAGGAUUCGUUGGCAAAGGUUGAAUUGCUCAUUCGCCAUGGGGCUAAUCCUUACAUCAAGUCAACCCGACUACCCAUGUUCUGUACAGUACUUGAUAUUGACACGGAUCGGUUCACGGCUUUUGAGCUUUGCGAAGCUCUGCCAUCCCAUCGAUAUGAGCAGUUUCUGGACAUUGUGAGAAAUUACGGCUAUGAUAUUCCGGAAGAGGCAGAAACCAAUGUUUUCUAUGAGGCUGUCGCUUGA